AUGAAACUGAAAGAUUCAUUUUGUUGUCGAUCAGGUGGAGAAGACGCAACAUAAAAAAGUUGGAUCUGUUCAGAAAAACACUUGAGGUCAACUAACUGUGAGUCGAUACCAGGAAACUUUGUGUAUUUUAUUAUUUAAAACCGACAAUCUAAAGUUUCCAGGAUUUGAAAAUGGCUGAGAAAAUCACGCUUUUUGAAAACUUCCUGAGCUGCCAUGUGUGUUCAGAGACUUUCAGAGAUCCUGUGUCUCUGAGCUGCAACCACAACUUCUGUUCAAGCUGCCUGCAGAAAUUCUGGGAACAAGCUGGAAACAAAAACUGUCCCAUUUGUAAAAGAAAAUCAUCAAAAGAAGAUCCAACCAUUAACUUCUCUCUGAAACAACUAGCGGACUCGUUUGCUAAAAGGCAAAGUGACACUUCCGCUGAGAUGGAAAAAGAGGAGAAGAAGAAGGAGGUGGUGUGUGAUAAACAUCCAGAAGUUCCUUAUUGGUUCUGUGAGGACGAGCAGAGAGCUGUGUGUCCUGUCUGUGAGUUUUCUCUCCACCACAAUCACAAAGUGGUUCCUAUAGAACAAGCAGUCAGUGGCCUGAAGGAGCAGCUGAAAUCUGACUUAAAGUCUCUGCAGGACAAGAGGAACACAUACAAGCAAGUGGAGGAAACAUACAAUGAUGUGAUUCAACACACCAAGAAGCAGCUCUUGUCCACAGAGAAGCAGAUCAGAGCAGAGUUCAACAAGCUGCAGCAGUUCCUGAAAGAGGAAGAGGAGUCCAGACUGGCAGCUCUGAGGGAGGAAGAGGAGCAGAAGAGGAAGACUAUCAGCAGAGAGAUGGAGAAGAUUAAGGAUCACAUCUCCUCUCUGUCAGACAGUAUCUGUGCUGUUGAAGAAGACCUGCAGAAAGACAGCGUGCCAUUCCUCAGCAGUUAUACAGCCAUUCAGAGCAGAAGCAGAACCCACUGCUCUCUGUCAGAUCCACAGCUGGUCUCAGGAGCCCUGAUAGAUGUGGCCAAACACCUGGGCAACCUGUCCUUCAGAGUCUGGGAGAAGAUGAAGGAGAAGGUCCACUUCAGUCCUGUCAUUCUGGACCCAAACAGUGCAAACCCGUGGCUCUAUCUGUCUGAUGAUCUGACCAGUGUGAAGACUGGAGACACAAAGCAGCAGCUUCCUGAUAAUCCAGAGAGAAACACAAAGUACUGUGUUGUUUUUGGCUCUGAGGGCUUCAGCUCAGGGAAACACAGCUGGGAGGUGGAGGUGGGAGAUCAUCCUGACUGGGACAUUGGUUUGGUUAAAGAGUCUGUUGACAGGAAGGGAGAGUCAGAAGCAUUACCAGAAUAUGGAUUCUGGUGUUUUUCUCAGCGUGAUGGAAAAUACAUUGAUGUUAAUGGUGAGCAUGUCAUGAUGAAGAAGAGUCUCCAGAGGAUCAGAGUCCAGCUGGACUAUGACAAGGGGGAGGUGUCCUUCUACAGUCCUGAAGACAUGACUCACAUCUGCACUCACAGAGACACUUUCACUGAGAAACUCUUCCCUUAUUUCUAUGUUGGAGAAGCUGCUGAUGCCAAAACUUCUGUUAUCUACAUCUGUAAAAUUUAAAAUCUGUUGAGUUCUUAGUGAUUUUUUUACAGUCUGUUUCAAGUAGAAUUAGUUUAUAAAGUCAACGUGAACAAAGACGUCGACACUGCCUGGUGAGCAUAACAUAAAAGUCAGCACCUGUUUUUAUCCAAACAAAUCAUUAAGAUCCUCCUGAUGACAAAUUACUGGUGAUUAAUUUGUUUCAGCUGACAGGUUUCUCAUUCCUUAAACGUCCAUGUUAGACUUCAUCCUGUUGUGAAAACGAUGUUACUCCGUUUCAGAGCUGUUUUUCUUCUUUAAUAUAUUCAGUUUGUCUCUUAAGCACAACAAAGCUAAAUUACACAUAUAGUUAAAAUGAAAAUAAAUUUAAAGAUAAUGUUUGAGAAAUAAAACUACUUAAUGUGAACUAAAUUAUCUACAGAAAAGUCUAAUUUGAUCAUCUUCACUUUGAAAUGGAUGAUUUAUGUAAAUAGAUAUUUCUUCACUGAAAUCUUGACUUGUUUUUAUUAAUAAACAUGAUAAAACUGAGGGUUCUGUUUGGUGUGUGGGAAUAAAAAGAGACAUAAAAAUGU
Messenger RNA from Melanotaenia boesemani (Boeseman's rainbowfish), 2137 nucleotides. Its product is annotated as nuclear factor 7, brain-like. Bases 171 to 1586 code for a protein of 471 amino acids. Lineage: Eukaryota; Metazoa; Chordata; Actinopteri; Atheriniformes; Melanotaeniidae. The record is from RefSeq and is a predicted model, not a curated record. The transcript has a single exon. Gene Ontology annotation, molecular function: protein binding; zinc ion binding.